Messenger RNA from Heterobasidion irregulare TC 32-1, 2263 nucleotides. Its product is annotated as H+/Oligopeptide symporter. Gene Ontology annotation, biological process: transmembrane transport; oligopeptide transport. Lineage: Eukaryota; Fungi; Basidiomycota; Agaricomycetes; Russulales; Bondarzewiaceae. The transcript has 11 exons. Gene Ontology annotation, cellular component: membrane. Bases 101 to 1927 code for a protein of 608 amino acids. Gene Ontology annotation, molecular function: dipeptide transmembrane transporter activity. The record is from RefSeq and is a predicted model, not a curated record.
CUCCCGUCCUCCCAGCGUCCGUCCCCUCCAUUCUCACAAGCUAGCCUAGGCUGCAGCAGCGAUCUUCGCAUCCCAGCGAGCGCAGAGACACGACACGACCAUGGAGCGCCAGGAAGACGCAUACUUCGCCGCGACGGGCGAGGCUGCAAAAAACUCGGGCGUCCUUGACACCGCCGUCAUCGACGAGAAGCAUGCACUCUCAACGAGCGGGUCGCACGACCAGGAGAGCGAGCUCGAGGGGUACAUCUACCCCACCAAGGAGGAGCUCGGAGAGCUUAGGCGCGUGUCUGAUUCGAUCAACUGGGGGACUUAUAUGAUUGCGUUUGUGGAGCUUGCGGAACGAUUUUCGGUUUCAGGCAGUACCAUUGUCUUUACAAAUUUCAUCCAGCAACCGCUGCCCCCAAAUUCGCGCACAGGUGCAGGUGGAAAGGAUGGCCAGUCUGGUGCUCUCGAUCAGGGUCAGCGCACUUCGUUCGGUCUCACGACAUUCUUCAGCUUUUGGUGCUACGUAACUCCCCUGUACGGUGCCUACUUAGCUGAUGCUAAAUUUGGCCGCUUCAACACGAUCUGCGGAUCCGUCGUUAUCGCCCUAGUCGGACAUGUUAUCCUCGUCGUUUCUGCACUUCCGCCCGUGCUUGAGAACUCGAACGGCGCGCUCGCCUGUCUUGUCAUCGCCAUGCUCGUAAUGGGUCUUGGUACGGGAGGUUUCAAGAGCAAUAUCUCCCCACUUGUCGCUGAGCAGCAGAAGUUGUUGAAGCCGUACAUCAGGGAAACGGCCAAGGGCGAGAGGGUUAUCGUGGACCCAACGAUGACCACCGCUCGUAUCUAUAUGUACUUUUACUUCUUCAUCAACGUCGGUGCGCUCGUCGGCCAGAUCGGCAUGACAUACUCUGAAAAGUACGUUGGCUUCUGGCUGUCCUACACGCUGCCUACCAUCGUCUUCCUUCUCUGCCCACUCGUCCUCCUUGUCGGUCGUAAACGGUACAACCGCUCCCCGCCGCAAGGCUCCGUUCUCUCCAAGGCAGUCCACCUGUGGACCUUCGCCGCACGCGGGCGAUGGUCGUUCAGUCCGUACCGUACGUUCAAGAACCUGACAGCAAGCGACUUCUGGGAGAACGCGAAGCCGAGCAAGAUCGAAGCAUCCCAGCGCCCAGCGUGGAUGACAUUUGACGAUCAGUGGGUCGAUGAGGUUCGGAGAGGGUUCAAGGCCUGCAAGGUAUUCCUGUGGUACCCGCUCUGGUGGCUCACGUACAACCAGAUGGUCAACAACUUAACGUCGCAGGCUGCCACGAUGGUCACGAACGGCCUCCCGAACGACGUCAUCAAUAACCUGGACCCCUUCGCUCUCCUCAUCUUCAUCCCCAUCUGCGAUCUCUUCCUCUAUCCCUUCCUUCGCCGCAUUGGCAUCAGGGUGACACCCAUUCGUAGGAUAGCCGCUGGUUUCUUGACAGGUGCCGCAGCUAUGAUAUGGGCUGCCGUCGUGCAGCACUACAUCUACAAGCGCAACCCUUGUGGAUACCAAGCCGCGACGUGCACAGACGCCGCCGGCAAUGUGCUCACGUCAGACCUGAACGUGUGGAUCCAGACUGGAUCGUAUGUGCUCAUCGCAUUCUCGGAGAUCCUCGCGUCCAUCACCGGGCUCGAGUACGCGUUCACGAAGGCGCCGGCAAACAUGAAGUCGCUCGUCAUGGCUGUAUUCCUGUUCAUGACCGCUAUCGCCAAUGCACUCGGCGAGGCAUUCACUUCGCUCUCGUCUGAUCCCCUGCUCGUGUGGAAUUACGGCACCAUGGCCGUCCUCUCCGGCGUCGGCGGCGUCUUCUUCUGGUUAUCAUUCCGGCACCUCGACCAGGAAGAGGAAGCGCUCAACGACAUCCAGGAGGGUCAUCUGAACAGCUCAAACCGCCCAGAAGAUGUCAUGAUGAUAUGAGCGCGCGGCGUUCGUGGCCCUAUGGGACUACGUCUCACGCAUGUGCGCUAGGGCACAAUCAGCAUGUCGGGCCAGGCCUAGUUAGGUCGGUGUGUGGUUGAUGUUUUAUCCAUGUACUGUGUCUGUUUGUUUCAAUGCUCCCAUAUUACCCCUCUCCACGUCUCUGAUUUCUUUCUUGCCGAUCGCGCCCUACGUAUACUUCCUCCCCUCUUACGAUUCCACUCCGAUGCCGAUGAUGAUAUCUGAUGCUUUCUCUGUACGGCACGGCGUGGGCGUCGCGUGUGGUGGGAGCGGGCUUUGUUAAGGGACGAAGAAUACACGAAUUUCUUGAGCGAU